AGAGAGGAUGCCAUAUUGGAAUGAGGCUGUAGUGGGAGCUGGAGGACCCGAGCGGGCGCGCUAGGGAGGCGGCGGGUAGAGAGCGAGUGAGCAAGAGAGGGAGGGUGAGGCGGACCGGCUCCCACUCCGGUCGCCCCCAGGGGCCAGGCUCCACCAUUCCUGGCGGGACAAACUUAAUCAGUUUUAUUUCCUGAGAAAAAGUGAUAUCAGACCGUGCCUUCUCCGAUCCCUGCUCCCUGAAGGAUGAAUUAAGAGAGUAGGAGGCAUAGUCAUCAGCAUGGAGAGAUAUUUGCAAGUUUCGAAGAACCGCAACUCAUCCUCCUCUUUGGAAAUGAUAACCAGCCCAGCCAAUGGGAAUGGGAAUCUUGACUCAGAGGAAGAUUCCAGCCUGGAGGAAUAUGACUUCAGCUGGGGAGACUAUUUGGAAGAGACAGGUGCCAGAGCGGUGCCACACGUGUGCUUCAGACAUGUGGAGAUCAGCAUUCAGAGUAACUUCCAGCCAGGAAUGAAGUUGGAGGUGGCCAACAAGAACAAUCCAGACACUUACUGGGUGGCCACCAUCAUCACCACCUGUGGACAGCUGCUGCUCCUGCGUUACUGUGGUUAUGGGGAGGACCGAAGGGCUGACUUCUGGUGUGAUGUGGUCAUAGCGGAUCUGCACCCUGUGGGGUGGUGUACUCAGAACAACAAGGUGUUGAGGCCCCCGGAUGCUAUCAAAGAGAAGUAUACAGACUGGACAGAAUUCCUCAUACGUGAAUUGACUGGUUCUCGGACAGCACCUGCAAACCUUCUGGAAGGUCCUCUACGAGGAAAAGGCCCUAUAGACCUCAUUACAGUUGAUUCCUUAAUAGAGCUGCAGGACUCCCAGAACCCCUUUCAGUACUGGAUAGUUAGUGUGAUUGAAAAUGUCGGAGGAAGAUUACGCCUUCGCUAUGUGGGAUUGGAGCACACUGAAUCCUAUGAUCGGUGGUUAUUUUACUUGGAUUACAGACUUCGACCAGUUGGUUGGUGUCAAGAAAAUAAAUACAGAAUGGAUCCACCUUCAGAUCUUUAUUAUCUGAAGUUGCCUUUUGAAUGGAAAUGUGCUCUGGAAAAAUCCCUAAUUGUUGCUGCAGAGUCUCCUCUUCCAAUGGAAGUAUUUAAGGACCAUGCAGACUUGCAAAGCCAUGCCUUCACAGUUGGGAUGAGGCUGGAGACAUUGCAUAUAAGUGAUCCCUUUCAUAUCUAUCCUGCAUCAGUGACCAAGGUUUUUAAUAGUCAGUUUUUCCAAGUGGCCAUUGAUGAUCUAAGACCUGAAGCUAGUAAACUCACAAUGCUGUGCCAUGCAGAUUCUUUGGGGAUUUUGCCAGUACAGUGGUGCCUUAAAAAUGGAGUCAACCUUGCUCCUCCCAAAGGUUACUCAGGCCAGGAUUUUAACUGGGUGGAUUAUCACAAGCAGCGCGAGAAAGAAGAAGCACCUCCUUUCUGCUUCAAAAAUACAUUUACUCGAAGCUUCUCAAAGAACAUGAAGCUUGAAGCUGUGAACCCCAGGAAUCCAGGAGAGGUGUGCGUGGCCACUGUGGUCAAUGUGAAAGGGCGGUUGUUAUGGCUUCAUUUAGAAGGUCUGGAGACUCCAAUGCCAGAGAUCAUUGUAGAUAUGGAUUCCAUGGAUAUCUUUCCUGUGGGCUGGUGUGAAGCAAAUUCUUACCCUUUGACCACACCAUACAAAGCAUCCUCAAAAAGCAAGAGAAAGACUGUCCUUGUACAGCCGGAAAAACAAUUAUUACCCCCAGUGCCUGUUGAGAAAAUACCUCAAGAGCUUUGCUUGCCGCCACAGAUGGACACCGCAGGAGCUGUUGAUGAGAAGUACAGCUGCCCACAGCUGUUUGUCAACCACCGCUGUUUCUCAGGCCCAUUCCUGAACAAAGGAAGGAUUUCAGAGCUACCUCAGACAGUGGGACCUGGCAAGUGCGUGCUGGUGCUUAAGGAGAUUCUUACCAUGUUAACCAAUGCAGCCUACAAGCCCGGGAGGGUGUUGAGAGAAUUACAGCUGUUGGAAGAUCCAGAGUGGGAUUGCCAGGAGGAGGUGCUCAAGGCAAAAUACCGAGGCAAAAUAUACAGGGCCGUGGUCAAGAUCGUGCAGACAGCAGACCAAGUGUCGAAUUUCUGCCACCAAGUUUGUGCCAAGCUGCAAUGCUGUCCGAACCUAUUCAGUCCUGUGUUGAUCUCUGACACCUGCCCGGAGAAUUGUUCUGUCUAUACCAAAACCAAAUACACCUAUUAUUAUGGAAAAAAAAGGAGGAUCAUUAAAUAUCCACUUGGAGACAGCAACAGUGAAAGUGCACCAAAACCAGGCAGGAGAAGGAAACGACGAAAAUCAAUCUACGUGCAGAAGAGGCGGAAAAUUUCUCCUGUGGGCAUCUCAGUGAGCUCGGUGCAGGAAACUGAAGCGGACGAUCCAUAUGCCCUGGACACUGCAAGUGAGGAAACAAGUUAUGAGGUCCAGGAUUACCAGACAGACACUUCAGCAGCAGAGGCGGUGCCCCUUACCCGGCCACGGAGGGCUGUGACCCUAAAGAAAAAUUCAGAGGCUGUGAACCGGCCUACAGCAGAAAGGGCACGGAGGACCCGCCCAGUGCCGACUACUACUACUACUACUUCUAAUAACAGAAUUAAGGGCCCACUUAUUAGACUUGAGAAAUCAGAGGAUUCAAGGCAAUCAGAGGAGGAGAAACUGAUUCUUGAGAGCAAUCCACUGGAGUGGUCGGUCACAGACGUGGUACGAUUCAUUAAGCUGACUGACUGUGCGCCUUUGGCCAGGAUCUUUCAGGAGCAGGACAUCGAUGGCCAGGCACUCCUCCUGCUGACUCUCCCAACAGUGCAGGAGUGCAUGGAGCUGAAGCUGGGACCUGCUAUCAAGUUAUGCCAUCAGAUCGAGAGAGUGAAGGUGGCUUUCUACGCUCAGUAUGCCAACUAACUCGCCCUUCUUGGCAGGUGUCGCCUGAUUCUGAUAUUGCUGUGUUUGUUGUAAA
Messenger RNA from Arvicanthis niloticus (Nile rat), 3011 nucleotides. It is a transcript of the gene Sfmbt2, whose product is annotated as Scm like with four mbt domains 2. Gene Ontology annotation, biological process: negative regulation of DNA-templated transcription. NCBI's taxonomy places the organism in Eukaryota, Metazoa, Chordata, Mammalia, Rodentia, Muridae. Gene Ontology annotation, molecular function: transcription corepressor activity; chromatin binding; histone binding. The record is from RefSeq and is a predicted model, not a curated record. Gene Ontology annotation, cellular component: nucleus.